Molecule: messenger RNA, 810 nt
Organism: Penicillium vulpinum
Lineage: Eukaryota; Fungi; Ascomycota; Eurotiomycetes; Eurotiales; Aspergillaceae
Product: A4/G1 family peptidase
Exons: 1
Coding region: 1-810 (269 amino acids)
Biological process (GO): proteolysis
Molecular function (GO): glutamic-type endopeptidase activity
Source: RefSeq, a predicted model, not a curated record
AUGAGGUUCUCUUCCACACUCGUUAGUGCUGUGCUACUCGCCACUUCUGUCAUCGCCUCUCCUCUCAGUUCUCGGGGACAUGUGGGAGAUGAGAUACAGCGAUCUGCCCGAGCUACACGCCACACGAGCAGGCCUUGUAAAUCAGGCACCUCAGAAAUCCUCUAUGUGAACCAAACAUCCCAGGAGACCUACAGCUCAAACUGGGCCGGGGCGGUGCUUAUUGGUAUCGGAUACACUUCGGUAUCCGGAGAGUUCACAGUACCUAUCGCCCAACUUCCAAGUGGUGGGAAUUCCUACACAAAUUACUGUGCCUCUGCAUGGGUUGGCAUCGACGGUGAUACUUGCAAUACAGCCAUCCUACAAACAGGAAUCGAUUUCUGUAUUCAAGGAGGCACUACUUCCUACAGCGCGUGGUACGAAUGGUAUCCAGACUAUGCCCAUGACUUUAGUAACAUCCAAAUUUCGGCUGGUGAUGUGAUCAAAGCGACAGUCGAUGCAACGUCGAGGAACUCCGGGUCUGCGAUUGUUGAGAAUCUAUCUACAGGCGUAUCUAUGACUCACAUAUUCCCCCAUGGCCUUGGGAGUAACCUCUGCGAGUUCAAUGCUGAAUGGAUUGUGGAGGACUUCUCCAUAAACAACGCAUUGGCUCCUUUUGCCAACUUUGGCACUGUAGUAUUCACCAAUGCAGUUGUUUCGCGUGGUGGGAAUACUUACGGGCCAUCGAAUGCUACUAUCAUGGAUAUAUAUCAGGAUCGGAUUCUCACAUCUUCUUCUGUCGUCGGAGACACUGUCACUAUCAGUUACAUCUAG